Molecule: messenger RNA, 1445 nt
Organism: Pseudomassariella vexata
Lineage: Eukaryota; Fungi; Ascomycota; Sordariomycetes; Amphisphaeriales; Pseudomassariaceae
Product: kinase-like domain-containing protein
Exons: 6
Coding region: 171-1355 (394 amino acids)
Biological process (GO): protein phosphorylation; signal transduction
Cellular component (GO): cytoplasm
Molecular function (GO): protein serine/threonine/tyrosine kinase activity; protein serine/threonine kinase activity; ATP binding
Source: RefSeq, a predicted model, not a curated record
ACCAAUUCCAUUCAGCCAUUGCCCAACACGGCGUCACGAACCGCACCUUCGUACCUUUGUAAAUCCAGAUUUCGCUGACAACUCGAGAUACUGUUGACUGACCCGCCCCCUUCCUCCCCCUUCCCCCCCGGCGCCUCACUGCUUCGUAACAGCCUGAACGGCCCUUCAAGAUGGCACAGAACCGCCCAACAGCGGCCUUCAACACCCUUCGCAUGGGAGUCAUCCGCGAGAAAGUACAAGACGGAGUGACUGGCGAGACCAGGGACUUGCAGUACACCCAGUGCAAGAUUGUUGGCAAUGGCUCGUUCGGCGUCGUCUUCCAGACCAAGCUUGCCCCAUCUGGCGAAGAUGCGGCCAUCAAGCGCGUCCUCCAGGAUAAGCGAUUCAAGAAUCGCGAGCUGCAAAUCAUGCGCAUCGUUCGGCACCCAAACAUCGUUCAGCUGAAAGCCUUCUACUACUCGAAUGGAGAACGCAAGGAUGAAGUUUACCUGAACCUGGUGCAGGAGUUUGUGCCCGAGACGGUCUACCGAGCUUCGCGAUUCUUCAACAAGAUGAAGUCGACCAUGCCCAUCCUCGAAGUCAAGCUCUACAUCUACCAACUCUUCCGAGCCCUAGCCUACAUCCACUCACAAGGCAUUUGCCACCGUGACAUUAAGCCACAAAACCUACUCCUAGACCCCAAUACCGGCAUCCUCAAGUUGUGCGACUUCGGCAGCGCAAAGAUUCUGGUAGAAAACGAGCCCAAUGUUUCCUACAUCUGUUCAAGAUACUACCGAGCACCCGAGCUCAUCUUUGGCGCCACUAACUAUACGACAAAGAUUGACGUUUGGUCGACAGGCUGUGUGAUGGCGGAACUCAUGCUGGGACAACCGCUUUUCCCUGGAGAAUCCGGCAUUGAUCAAUUGGUGGAGAUCAUCAAGGUGCUGGGAACACCGACCCGCGAACAGAUCCGCACCAUGAACCCGAAUUACAUGGAGCACAAGUUCCCGCAGAUUAAGCCGCACCCGUUCAGCAAGGUCUUCCGCAAGGCAGACGGCAACGCUUUGGAUCUUAUAGCCAGACUUCUGGAGUACACGCCGACGGAACGUCUCGGGGCAAUCGAUGCCAUGGUGCAUCCCUUCUUCGACGAGCUCAGGGAUCCAAGCACGAAAUUGCCAGACUCCCGGCACUCGUCGAAUACCCUGAAGGAUCUGCCAACUCUCUUCGACUUUACGCGACAUGAAUUGUCCAUAGCACCGCAGCUCAACAACAAGCUAGUGCCACCACAUAUCAGGACCGUACUGACGUCUCGCGGCCUAGACGUCGACAACUUUACGCCGAUGACGAAGCAGGAAAUGAUGGCGAAACUAGACUGAGAACUGGUCUGAAUUCGGCUUUGUUUCAACUCACCCACAAGUUUUGAGUUGGCCUAUAACAUUCGUUUUACUGUCUGGGCCUGGCAACAU